AUGGGUAAAUAUUCACCAUCAAGUAAACCAAUUGAUUCAACUUUAUGUCCAGAAAAUGAUGUUGUUAUAUCAUAUGUCAUUACAGGUGUUGCAUAUCGCAUUGUUGCAAGUGAUCCAUGUUGUUCUUGUCAAAGUGUCCAAGACUUUGUUGUAGGUUUUUCACAUGGAUUUACACCUGUUGACACAUCUCGUGAAGCAUUUAUUAAUUUUUUUAAAUUGUUACAAUCAAUUUUAUCAACUCCGUUUGUGAUUCAGUUGUAUUGUGAGUUAGUUAAUUAUGAAGAAAAUGUUUCACAAGAAACAAUUGAACGAUCAUUAAAAGACAAUGUUUCAAAAUUGCAAAUGCAUAUGUAUCUUGCGAAUCUUCCCGAUUAUUAUUGUGCAUUAACUCUAUAUGAUGGAAAAUUACUUUUAAAUAGUUCUGAACGUGGUUUAUUGAAAAGGAUUGGCAAGAUGAUUAGAUGGGAUUGGAAAUUGGAUUCACCUGAUGGCAUUAUGAUUGAAGACUGGGCAGCACUUUUGAUUGUUAUCAUUCAUGAAAUUGCACAUGGUCUUCGAAGAACAAUCAUUCAAAAAGCACGCAACUUGAUUUUAGCUCAAACACUACCAAAAAGUAUUGUUGAUAGUCAACGUGAAGCUGGAUUUUGUUUGGAAACAUUACUUUUUGGACAUAAAGUUGAAUCAAUUGGUUUACUUGAUGGUGAAUAUUUAUUGAAUGCGGCCAAUUGGGCAGUGGCUAAUGUUGAAAAUUUUCAAAAGAAAUUGAAAGAAGUAACAACAAAAGAUGAAGAACAAAGCAAAAAAAGCCAACUCAAGUUACCAUGUCGAUGUGUUCAAGAACCCACUCUUGGUGCUCGUAUUCGAAUUGGUGGUUGUGCAACAUCACAGUACGCCGUUCAUCUCAAUAACUGA
Rotaria sp. Silwood2 is the source of this 912-nucleotide messenger RNA. NCBI's taxonomy places the organism in Eukaryota, Metazoa, Rotifera, Eurotatoria, Philodinida, Philodinidae. The record is from the annotation of a GenBank genome assembly.